UCUCUGCAGUCAGGGUCUGCUGCUGCAGAGACUGAAAGCGGCACUAAUUCCAGUCCUGCAGUUAACUGUCGGAGGCUUGGAAAGGUGGGCAGGACUUUGCACUGUAUAUCAUUAUGGUAAUAGAAUAUAUAAUAGCCUGAUGCUUUCACCUUCAUGGUCAAGGAGCUGGUAGAAGAAUUGUUAUACACAGCCUGUGUUACAACAACGCUUAUCAGAAGACCCACACCAGAACGGGAAGCCGGUUCUGGUUCAGUUCUGCAAUACAGCUGCCCUGGAGAGGAGUCGCGGGUGACAGAUCGCAGAGUGAGCAGAGGGAGGACUGGGAGUGGUAAUGCUUGGAUGAGGUCAGUGAGAGCAGCAGCAGCUUCCCACACAGCCUGUCUGCCUGCCUGAGGAGCAGAGCCACUCGCACUGUGAAACAUAGAGGAACCGCACCUCUUAGCCAUGCUGAGCCUGAAGCUUCCCCGGCUCUUCACUAUCAAUCAAGUGCCAAAAGUGUAUCAUGAAGACAGCAUUAUCUUUGGGUAUCGUCACCCAAGGAGCUCAGCCAAAGACUGCAUCAUCAGUGUCUUCCAGCUGACCAAUGAAACACUGAAUAUCUGGACACACUUUCUGCCUACCUGGUAUUUCCUAUGGAAUCUGCUGGCCCUGUUGUACACGCUGGACGUGUGGAACGACGCCUUCUCCUGGCCGCUGAUUGUGUUCCUGGUCUCCUGCUGCAUCUACCCCUUCACCUCCAGCUGUGCGCACACCUUCAGCACCAUGUCUCCUCGAGCCAGACACGUCUGCUUCUUCUUUGACUACGGAGCGCUCAGCCUCUACAGUUUAGGUUCGGCCAUUUCCUACUCUGCGUACGUUAUCCCAGAUCAGUGGAUAAACAGCUCCUUCCACCAUUGCUACGUGCCGAUCGCAGUGUUUAACACCAUCGUUUGCACCGGGCUCGCCUGCUUCUCCAGGCUUGGUAUACCUUUUGUCCAUUAUAACCAUGACGUCGUAGAAAGGUUUCCAGAACUGGAAAGACCGAAGCUGAGUAAAGCCCUUCGCACGCUGGCCUUCGCAUACCCCUACAUGUUCGACAACAUUCCAUUAUUCUACAGGAUAUUCCUGUGCUCUGGAGAGGGCUGCACUGACAACGAGACGAACGCCCUGCACUACAGACACACAGCCCUCGCCUUCCUCACCUGCUUCCUCUUCACUACGCACCUCCCCGAGAGACUCGCGCCCGGGAGUUUCGACUUCUUCGGACACAGUCACCAGCUUUUCCAUAUCUGUGCAGUUCUUGGCACACAUUUCCAGAUGGAGGCUAUAAUGAUGGACAAGACGAUCCGACGUGCCUGGCUCCUGAACCACGCUCCCGCCACCACUUUCACAGGGACUGUAGCUGCUGUUCUAGCCUGUGUCGCAUUAAACCUCUGCGUGAUCCUCGCGUUCUCCUUGGCCACGUGCUGGAAACCAGACUCCAAGAAACUGAGACAAGAAAAGGCCACUACCACGCUGUAUAAUCAGAAAGCUUUAUGAAUGUUUCUUCCAAGAAAGGGACACA
This is a messenger RNA of Polyodon spathula (Mississippi paddlefish), 1543 nucleotides long. Its product is annotated as membrane progestin receptor gamma-B-like. Gene Ontology annotation, cellular component: membrane. The transcript has 9 exons. NCBI's taxonomy places the organism in Eukaryota, Metazoa, Chordata, Actinopteri, Acipenseriformes, Polyodontidae. Gene Ontology annotation, molecular function: signaling receptor activity. The record is from RefSeq and is a predicted model, not a curated record. The coding region runs from base 445 to 1518 and encodes 357 amino acids.